AUGCCACCACAUUCGUUCUGGCUCGGCCACCUGGCAAUCAUGGGAAAGACAAUCAUGAAGUACCCCCCCGAUCUACUCUCAAUGAUCAUCCCCAAGCUUCUCGCCGAUGACUACCCUGAAGUUGUCUCGCAGGGACUUAUUUAUAUGGAUUCCUGGCCCUUUGGGUACCCAAUCGUGGCCGUCUUCAACCCAGACAUGAUCGCCCAGUUCACUCAGGAUGUUUCCCUGCCAAAACACCCGACGAUGGCCAUGGAGUUUACGCCUCUUACCGGGUGCAAAGACAUUCUGAAUCUCGAGGGGAAGGAGUGGAGGAUGUGGAGGUCCAUUUUCAACCCAGGUUUCUCCGUAAAGAACCUGAUGGCCCUCAUCCCUUCCUUUCUGGAGGAGAUUGAUGUGUUUAGAGACUGGCUCCUAGAGGUGGCCGACUCGGAUCAGGUCGUGCCUCUGGACGACCGGGCCAGCGCCCUCGCCACUGAUGUUAUAGGCCGAGCAACACUAGGUAUACGACUAGACUGCCAAGUGCGCAAGAAUGUCCUCUUUGAAACCCUGAAAAACCAGAUCAAGCAACUCAUCGUCGACGGAAGCCCAGCAAGCAUCUUGAAACAGAUCAACCCCUUCAGGCCCUUUCGCAUACGCAAGAACAACCGUGUGAUGCAAGAAUUCCUCGGACCACUCAUCCAGGAGGCUGUGAUCAAGCACAACAACAAUCAGGACAGUGGCUCAUCCGCCGAGAAGGAGGAACCUAAGACGAUCAUGUCGCUCGCUGUCAAGGCCUAUGCCAACGAGGCACAACAGACCCCAGCCAAGGGCACGACCCCCCAGGUAGACGCAACCUUUGUGGACUUCGCCAUUGCCCAGUUCAAGAUCUUCAUCCUGGCCGGCCACGAUACAACAUCCUCCGCCCUGUCAUUCGCAUACCACCUCCUCGGCAAACACCCAGCAGCCCUCAGGGCCAUCCGCACCGAGCACGACAGCGUUCUCGGCCGGGACCCAAGCCAGGCCAGAGCCGCCCUCGCCGCCAACCCACAACUCCUCAACCAGCUCCCUUACACCUCCGCCGUAAUCAAGGAGUCCCUUCGCCUCUUCCCACCCGUCGCCACGGUACGCAUGGGGUCCGAUGAUUUCUUCCUCGUCCACCCAGAGACAGGCCAACGAUUCCCGACCACGGAGAUGAUGCUUCUCAGCUGCCACAUAGCCGCACACCGCGAUCCAGACUUCUGGCCCCGCCCGGAUGAGUUUGUGCCUGAACGCUGGCUGGCACGCGAGGGCGAUGCUUUGCAUGUGCGUAAGAAUGCCUUUCGCCCCUUCGAGCUGGGGCCGCGCGGCUGCAUCGGUCAGGAGCUCGCGCAGCUCGAGCUGCGGGCCAUCCUGGCCAUGACAAUCCGGGAGUUUGAGAUUCGGAGUGUCUAUGCUGAGAACGACCCGGAGUGGAUGGGAGAUAAGUGUUAUCCGUGCUGCGUUCCGGGGGAGUUCUCGACGGGGCAUCCGAGGAAGUCUUUGCCUGUGAGGGUGACGAGACGGGUUUGCUCGCCUCAAGAGGCGGAAGUUUGA
Messenger RNA from Cryphonectria parasitica EP155, 1551 nucleotides. RefSeq names its product cytochrome P450. Lineage: Eukaryota; Fungi; Ascomycota; Sordariomycetes; Diaporthales; Cryphonectriaceae. The coding region runs from base 1 to 1551 and encodes 516 amino acids. Gene Ontology annotation, molecular function: monooxygenase activity; heme binding; oxidoreductase activity, acting on paired donors, with incorporation or reduction of molecular oxygen. The record is from RefSeq and is a predicted model, not a curated record. The transcript is spliced from 2 exons.